Molecule: messenger RNA, 867 nt
Organism: Lobosporangium transversale
Lineage: Eukaryota; Fungi; Mortierellomycota; Mortierellomycetes; Mortierellales; Mortierellaceae
Product: secreted lipase
Exons: 3
Coding region: 1-867 (288 amino acids)
Biological process (GO): lipid catabolic process
Molecular function (GO): hydrolase activity
Source: RefSeq, a predicted model, not a curated record
AUGAAGUUUACUAUCUUCUCUCUCAUUAGCGUUGCCGCUGCCCUCCUUUCUCUUUCGGCUAUCCAAGUUUACUCUCUUCCAACUGAUCUUGCCAGGCCUAUUGUAGCUAAAGAGGCUGCGAUCAGAGGCUUGAAUGAUUAUAACUGUAAACUGACUCCUGCUCAUCCUCGUCCUGUAAUCCUAGUUCAUGGAACUGCAAAUACUGUCCAUCUUUGGUUCAAGUUUGCACCUAAAUUGAUCAAACGCGGCUAUUGUGUCUUUGGCCUUACCUAUGGCAGACACAAAAUAAUCCCUUUUCUUGGAGGCCUUGCUCCUAUCGAGGACUCUGCCAGAGAGAUGGGAGCCUUUGCGAACAAAGUGAUGCACAGGAUGAAUGCGUCUCAAGUAGAUAUCGUAGGAUAUUCACAAGGCGGUAUCCUGACAAGGUACUGGGUUAAGUAUUUGGAUGGAGCUGGCAAGGUCUACAGGCAUAUUGGGAUUUCUCCUAUUCACCAUGGUACAACUCAGGCUGGAGCCGUAGCAUUGGUUAAGGCUGCCGGGAUAUUGCACCCCGACAUCUCGCUCGUGCCGUCAAUCCCCUCAAUGAUUGCGAACUCCACGUUUAUGCAGAAGUUGAAUGCUGGAGGCGAUACUACUCCUGGUGUUAUCGAAUCCAACAUUGCUACCAGGUACGACAAGAUUGUAGUUCCAUGGCAGUCAUGCUUCCAGCAUGGGCCUAAUGUAACAAAUGCUGUGCUUCAGAAGCUUUGCAAGUUUUCAUUGGACGACCAUCCGACCAUGCCCUUUAACAAUAUCGUUCAUCAGUUCAUCCUGAAUCAACUCGAUCCAUCCACCGCGGAACCUGCUAGCUGCCGGUUGCUGUUUUAG